This is a messenger RNA of Pieris brassicae (large cabbage white), 2529 nucleotides long. Its product is annotated as activating signal cointegrator 1 complex subunit 1-like. The coding region runs from base 109 to 1113 and encodes 334 amino acids. Gene Ontology annotation, biological process: regulation of DNA-templated transcription; DNA alkylation repair. The record is from RefSeq and is a predicted model, not a curated record. Lineage: Eukaryota; Metazoa; Arthropoda; Insecta; Lepidoptera; Pieridae. Gene Ontology annotation, cellular component: nucleus. The transcript has 7 exons. Gene Ontology annotation, molecular function: RNA binding.
AGGACAUUAUUUCGUAAAAGUUUACAAUCAUUACAACUUUAUUAUUAUUAUUUAUACCUAUAAAUUUUAUAAAUUUGAUAUGGAUUGAAAGUAGAUGUUAUAGAGUAAAUGACCGUGGAUGUUUCUUUACACCUUACUUUAAGUAUCUCAUCAGUCCCCUGUUAUAUGCCAUACCAAAAUUUGCAAGAAAAUGAUGAUAACACUGAUUAUGAAGUUCAAAUGAUUGAUUCAGACAGAUAUUGUACAACUUUUCAUGUAUCCAAACAUUAUUUAGGUAACAUAAUAGGUAAGAAAGGAGCAAUAAAAAUGCGGAUUCAAAGAGACACCAAAACUGACAUCCAAAUCCCACGUAUGGGAGAGAACAAAGAUGUUGUUAUUUAUGGUCCAAGUGCUUCAAGUGUAAAAGCUGCAAGACGGAAAAUCAAUAUGAUUGUUAUAUCAGCUAGAAUGAGGCAAAGGUAUACACACUUUAUAUCACUUCCCAUGAAUAAUGCUGAAAUAGUGAAGAAUUUUGAAAAAUUUAAGGAAUUGGUGUUACAAGAUUGUCAAAGUAGGGGAUUGCAUGAGUCUAUAUUUAUAAGAGCUAGUAAGUUACAUAUCACUGUAGGUGUAAUGUGUUUGAUGGAUAAUGAAGAAAGGCUGCUUGCAUCAAAAUACUUAGCAGACGUUAAAGAACAUUUUAUGCCCAUGAUCCGAAGUCACUUGCCACUCAAGUUACGAUUAAAGGGAUUGUCAUAUAUGAAUGAUGAUCCCAAAGAAAUGCACGUGUUGUAUGGCUGUGUUCAAGAAGAUGACGCCCCUAAAGGCGUUUUACAGGAUAUGAUCGACGCUAUAGCUAAGUUUUUUUUAAAAAAAGGACUUAUGGCAAAUGAGUUUGGUCGCGAUAACGUUAAAAUACACGUCACUCUAUUAAACUCUUCAUAUAGAGAGAGAAAAAUAGAAAACGACAAGCCAAUAAAACAGAAAAGGGAAAGCUUCGACGGGUCCGAAAUAUUGAAGAAAUUUAUUGAUUAUGACUUUGGUGUUAUGGAAAUCAAUAAUAUUCAUUUAUCUCAAAUGAACACUUUAGCGCCAGAUGGCUUCUAUCAAUCGACUUGCGUCAUUAGUUUAUAAUUGAAACUAAAGAUAACUGCUGCUGUACAUAUUUCCCACUUAUAAGCGUGACGAUUUCCUAAAUCACUCUCUAAAAGGCACUCUCUUCUACAUUACAUCCAUUCAUUUCAUAGCAAUUAUUAGUUAAUUGCUAAUCAUGGGAGUUACGCCCCGAGAGUAUUACCACUCUCUUCUACAUUACAUCCAUUCAUUUCAUAGCAAUUAUUAGUUAAUUGCUAAUCAUGGGAGUUACGCCCCGAGAGUAUUACCACUCUCUUCUACAUUACAUCCAUUAAUUUCAUAGCAAGUAUUAGUUAAUUGCUAAUCAUGGGAGUUACGCCCCGAGAGUAUUACCACUCUCUUCUACAUUACAUCCAUUCAUUUCAUAGCAAUUAUUAGUUAAUUGCUAAUCAUGGGAGUUACGCCCCGAGAGUAUUACCACUCUCUUCUACAUUACAUCCAUUCAUUUCAUAGCAAUUAUUAGUUAAUUGCUAAUCAUGGGAGUUACGCCCCGAGAGUAUUACCACUCUCUUCUACAUUACAUCCAUUCAUUUCAUAGCAAUUAUUAGUUAAUUGCUAAUCAUGGGAGUUACGCCCCGAGAGUAUUACCACUCUCUUCUACAUUACAUCCAUUCAUUUCAUAGCAAUUAUUAGUUAAUUGCUAAUCAUGGGAGUUACGCCCCGAGAGUAUAGCCAAUAUUAAGCACUCUCCUUGACUGUUAAAUUGCAUUCAGUCGGUACAUAGCAAUUAACAUUUAUUUAUUUCGCUCAUAUUCUAUUGUAAUACACGAGUUAAUGUAGAGAAGAAGAAGAAUCCUCCAUUAUUUACAGCACCCCGAUAAUCGAGCCGAGUUUGAUUAUUAGCUGGUUCCAAGGCAUAUAAUGUAUUUUCUAAAUUAUGUAAAAAGUAUCGGUGAUUCUGUAUGAAUUCCUAGAAAAUUCUGGAAUGUAAUUUGAGAUUUAUCUCUUUUGGCGCCUAUAUGUAGCUUCUUGCUCGUAAUAUUUAUUCUGAUACUGCGAAUUGGAGCCUACAAGAUCAGAUUCGAUUUCGAUAUGGGUUUUAAAAAUUAAAUCCCGUCGUGACUUUAUUGUUUUUAGGGCUUAAUCAAGAGCUCAUUUUUGUAAUGUAGAAGAAAUGCCUGCGUUUGGCAAUACUCUCGGGGCGUAACUCCGACGAUUUAGGAAAUCGUCACGCUUAUAAAACUAAAAAAGCCUGAGUGAGCAAAAUGUACAGCUACAUUUUAACUUAAGUCUUUAUACGUAGGGGGUCCUUAAUAAAACAAAAAAAAUUAAGUCUUUUGUCUGUUAAAUUGAUUUUUAUGUAAAUUGGUGUUUUUGCGUUUAAGAGUACUUAUCUUAAAGCAUGCGUUGUGUUUUUGUAUAAUUUUUUAUUAUUUGUCCAAAUAUUUAAAAGUUUAUUAAGGUGUGUUAAUAAAA